GGAAAAUAUAUCUCAGUAGUAUCACGAAUUCAUGACCAACCAAUAAAACUAUAACUGGCUACCUAUAGCUACCUAUAUAAGAAAAUGGCAGUCCCAUGUAUGUACAUACUUUUUUACGAAAAAAAUAUUGUAAAAUAUUGUUGAUGCAGGGAAAAAUGAAAUUGGCUUCAUUUUGUAUUUUGGCUAGUUUGCUUUCCUUUUCGUCUGCGGUAGUAAGGUAUGACAACUAUACAUUAUACAAAUUAUCACCAAAAACUUCUUAUCAACUAAAAUUGCUUCAAAACCUACAAGAGUCUAAUGAGCAUAAAUUGGAUUUCUGGAGGAAUCCAUAUAAAGUCGGAGUACCUAUAGACGUACUGGUUUCGCCCGAAGAAAAAUAUAAGUUUGAAUAUGUCAUUGGUAAAAGUAAUGUAAAGUUUCAAGUCCUUACGAGCAAUGUUCAAGAACAAAUAGACGAAGAAUCCAAAGUAAACAAUCUUCGGAGUCUAAAGAAAGGUGAAUUGACAUGGGAUAGAUACUAUGAUUUGGAACAUAUAAACAGCUGGUUGAAAAAAUUAGCGAAAGACUAUCCAGACAAAGUAACUUUAAUUAAAGGAGGAAAAUCUUUCGAAAAAAGAGAUAUUUUGGGUGUAAAAGUAAGUUUUGGAAAACAAAAAGGACGACGAAGUGUUUGGCUUGAUUCACAAAUACAUGCAAGAGAAUGGAUUGCCGCUCCCACUACAACAUUCAUUCUAAAUGAAAUCUUGCACAGUAAAGAUCCUGCCGUUAGAGCUAUGGCCGAAAGUCACGAUUGGUACAUCUUUCCUGUUAUAAACCCAGACGGAUUUGUGUAUUCACACACUGAGGAGCGUCUGUGGAGAAAAACUCGUAGUGAUUAUGGUACAGGCUGUAUAGGUACCGAUCCUAACCGUAACUGGGGAUACAAAUGGAAUGAGAUGGGAGCAAGUAGCGACCCGUGUGAAUCUGAUUAUGCUGGACCGCAUGCUUUCUCUGAGAUUGAGGUUAAAAGUUUAUCUAAAUAUAUGAGCAAAGUGGCGAACAAAAUACUGCUUUAUAUAACGUUCCAUUCACACGGACAAUAUAUACUAUUACCUUACGGUCAUACUAGGGAUCAUUUGGAUAACUACGAUGAAGCUUAUAAACUAGCAAAGAAAGCUGCCAAAUCGUUGGCUGUGAGGUACGGAACUAAAUAUGAUGUUGGAAAUAUAGGAAAGUUAAUGGGUCUGAUAACAGGAUCGAGCAUGGAUUGGUACAAGAAGAAUUACCAGAUUCCGUUUGCAUAUGCGUAUGAGCUUCGUGAUAAAUACAGUUUCGAACUACCACAAGACCAAAUUAUACCCAAUUGUUUGGAAGUACUGGAUUCCCUUGUUACCUUGUUGAAAGGAGCCGAUGCAUUGUACAAAAGUGUUAUAAAUACUGGUAACAUGAAAUUUACUUCAUUGUAUAUACUAGCUAGUCUGCUGGUGUUCUCAUCAGCAGUAGUUAGAUAUGACAACUACACAUUAUACAAAAUAUAUCCAAAGUCUACCAAUGAUUUAGAAUUUCUUCAAAACCUACAAAAGUCCAAAGAAUAUAAAUUGGACUUCUGGAAUGAGCCAUCUACUUUGAGAAAAUUUGUUAAUGUGCUUGUUUCUCCAAAAGACAAGUACAGCUUUGAAUACAUUAUCGGUAAAAAUAAUUUAAAUUUUGAAGUUAUUACUGACAAUAUACAAGACAGAAUAGAUGAGGAAUCUAGAGUACACAGUCUUCAAACUGUAAAAGGUGUUGAACUUACUUGGGAUAAGUACUAUGAUUUGGAAGCAAUAAACCUUUGGUUGAAAAAACUUGCCAGCGAAUAUCACGAUAAAGUUACUCUAAUCGAAGGAGGAAAGUCAUACGAAGGCCGAGAUAUACUGGGUGUGAAAGUAAGUUUUGGACCACAAAAAGGCAAACGAAGUGUAUGGCUGGAUUCACAAAUUCACGCAAGGGAAUGGAUAUCCGGUGCUACGACAACAUACAUUCUUAAUGAGAUAUUGCGCAGUGACGAUUCCAGAAUCCGAGAUAUAGCUGAAAGCCAUGAUUGGUAUAUCUUCCCAGUUAUUAAUCCAGACGGAUUUGAAUUUACUCAUACCACGAACCGUAUGUGGAGAAAAACACGUACUGAUUAUGGGCAAGGAGAAGAAUGUAGAGGUGCUGAUCCCAACAGAAACUGGGAUUACAAAUGGAAUGAAGGCGGAUCAACUGACGAUCCAUGCGAUGAAAUUUAUGCUGGGCCUAAAGCAUUCUCCGAAAUUGAAACUAGAACCUUAUCUGAGUAUAUGAGCACAGUGGUGGACGAACUAUUACUUUUUAUAACAUUCCAUUCGUUUUCCGAAUUAAUCCUUUUACCUUAUGGUUACACUGACGAACAUUUAGACAAUUACAAUGUAACCUAUCCAGUAGCAUUAAAGGCUGCUGAAGCAUUGGCUGAAAGAUACGGAACUGAAUAUACUGUAGGGGAUAUUGUUGAGACAGGUAUUGGCAUAGCCACAGGAUCAAAUAUGGAUUGGGUUAAAGGAGUUUACCAAGUACCAUUCGCAUAUGCAUAUGAACUUCGUGAUCAAGGAGAAUAUGGAUUUAUUCUACCACCAGAACAGAUUAUACCCAACUGCUUGGAAGUACUAGAUUCCCUUCUCACUAUUUUAGAAGAAGCUGAUAAAAUAUACCAAAGUUAAAGAUUAUACAUGAUGUAAAUAAAAAUAUUUUAAAUUA
Diabrotica virgifera virgifera (western corn rootworm) is the source of this 2730-nucleotide messenger RNA. RefSeq lists its product as uncharacterized. NCBI's taxonomy places the organism in Eukaryota, Metazoa, Arthropoda, Insecta, Coleoptera, Chrysomelidae. Gene Ontology annotation, biological process: proteolysis. The transcript has 14 exons. Bases 96 to 2693 code for a protein of 865 amino acids. The record is from RefSeq and is a predicted model, not a curated record. Gene Ontology annotation, molecular function: metallocarboxypeptidase activity; zinc ion binding.